GAUUAAAAAAAAAAACCCUCGAAAAGCGAAACCUCCUCUAAAUAGCACAGUUGAGGAAAUAAAGAAUUCGCGGGGAAAUGGAAGAAUCAUCGUCAGCUGCCGCGGGAGAUCAGAGAGAUGAAUCAACGGGACAGGAAGUUACGAUCAGGGGGCGAGACAUGGAUCAAGAGUCCACGUCUCCGGAGACUGAAGUAGAAGCCCGUGGACUUGACGGUAGUGAAUCAAAGCCGCUGUUGAACAAAAGCGACAUCUUGAAAGCAGUAGAGGUAGUUGAGAGAGACUCUCUGGCUAUCGCCGACAGCUUCUCUUCUCUCUUUGCUUCGCUUCGUUUGGCUCUCUCUGAGGUUACUAGCGGCUCGGUUGAUCAUAUGCGAUGCUUUGGUGAUGCAGCUGGGCGCCUUCAAGAAUCUGCCCUUGAUGCAGCAACGAAGGGAAAUCGUUAUAUAAAUUCAUGUCUCAGAUUAAAUGAGGAAAUGAAGGGCAUUGACGGUCUAGCUUCGCAGCUGUAUCCUUUUCAGUUGUCUUGGUGUGUUCUUGCUUUGCAUGUUAAGGCUUGUCGCCUACUCAUUUCAGCUGUUUACACAAUGGACCUAUGGACACAUCCCAUCUCUCUCUCUCCCAUUAAUGUGGAGGCAGCAGAUGCCUUAGUCCACUAUUGAAGUGCAUAGAAGCCCUUGCAUUUGAAAAAUUCUGAGGAGGAAUGUAGAUGCCCUAGACACGGCUGUGAACAAGCUCUUACGACCGUCAUGAUUCAUGAGGAUGAGCUGCUCAAAGAGGUCUUUGGUUUUUGUCUUAUGUGUUUGUGUAGGACCAAUUUUUACCUUGGACUAUUGGAAUGCCUAAUAUUAAUCAAAGCCUGUUUUAAACUUAAAAAACCGAGUGUACCGGUAAAUUAGAUUGUCAAAAGUAAGCACAAACUAAUCCAUAAAACCUACAUGAUUCUUUAAAUUUCUCUACC
Molecule: messenger RNA, 958 nt
Organism: Theobroma umbraticum
Lineage: Eukaryota; Viridiplantae; Streptophyta; Magnoliopsida; Malvales; Malvaceae
Source: RefSeq, a predicted model, not a curated record